Colletotrichum graminicola M1.001 is the source of this 2490-nucleotide messenger RNA. RefSeq names its product GTPase-activating protein GYP7. Gene Ontology annotation, molecular function: GTPase activator activity. The record is from RefSeq and is a predicted model, not a curated record. Bases 1 to 2490 code for a protein of 829 amino acids. NCBI's taxonomy places the organism in Eukaryota, Fungi, Ascomycota, Sordariomycetes, Glomerellales, Glomerellaceae. The transcript has 4 exons. Gene Ontology annotation, biological process: activation of GTPase activity.
AUGACCUCAGACUCGGAUCCCCCGCCAUCGGCGAGCGCUCCACUGCCAGCACGACCUCGUUCACCCUCGGGCAGCUUUUACGCCCUGAGCGACGACGAGGAAGGGGACUACGACACGAUCACACACACAGAUACCGGUCGGGGCGUUAAACUCCUUUUUUCCAAGAGCAAGGUUUACGUGCAUCCCACGCCUUCGGCGAAAGAUAAUAUCCCCGGUUACAUCGCUCUUCUCCAACAAAAAGCAGGCCAUAAUGGUCGUCCGGCCUCCCCUUCGUCAGUAGACUCGCAGAACCCAAGCGCCUCCGAUCUGCUCCUGGCAUGGCUCCCCGAGUCGUCCCUAGGCGAAUCCGAGAGCAUCUACGUCAAGGUCGACCUUAGCGAAGCGGAGUCGCCUCCGAAGCAAUCAUAUCUUGUACCACCCCCACCGACCGUCACAUCUCACCGCGGCUCUGUCGGCACUUAUGCGUUCGCCAUCCCAGUCAGCGCAAUCUACUCGCUUCUCGUAAGACCGCCGAGUCUUGGCUGGUGGUUUGGCUCUUUGAUUAUCAACUCGAGGGCGGGCGACAGCUUCCCUGCACUGUUCUUCCACGACAAUGAAUGUCAAAGCACAAUCCUGAAGAGGAAGAGGCGGACCAGGGACAACUUUGACCCGUUCGGCGAUCGAGGGGAGAUGUUCUGGGGCGGCGACGAAGUCUUACGCUGGUUGCGGCGCUACGUCCCUAUUGAGAGAUCCGGAGCGGAACCCAACAUCUAUCUGGUAGACCCGUCAAAGGAGGACAGCGAGGCCUUCAGCGGCAAGCUUACUUCCAGUACGGCCCAGGUUGGCUUGAAAGAUGGAACGGGGACUCGCGCUGGCGGCGCCGGCCCCAGUGGCGACGCGCAGAUGGAUCCUUUUGUGAAGUUUGUGAAGGAGACGGGUUGGAACAUUAUGGAGAAAUUCAGCAAGGUGACCACCUUCACACGACGGGCCGCGCAAGAUGUUAUGCAAAACCCGAAUGUCCCCCCGCAAGUCAGGAGGCUCCUGCGCAACCCCGAGGUGCAGACGCUUCAGGAUGAAUUCGACAGUGCGAGGAUAUAUCUCGCGCGCUGGGCCAUGGGAAUCGCUGAGCAGAGCGAGCGGGAUCGGAGUCAGAGAAUAUGGACGGCUAGGGAGGUCCUAGAGCUCGAGGAUACCGAUGUCGGAGAGUUCGAGCUCUUGGACGGGAGCAGCACCAUGUCAUUGGAGGACAGGAGGAAACCAGUGACGCUGAAAGAGUGGAAUACCUUCUUUGAUCAGCGGACCGGACGACUCUCAGUCACUGUGGAUGAGGUCAAGGAAAGGGUCUUUCACGGCGGCCUUGACCCAGACGAUGGAGUGCGAAAGGAGGCAUGGUUGUUUCUGCUCGGGGUCCAUGACUGGUACAGCACAUCCGAGGAGCGGAAGGCUCAGAUUGCGUCACUUAGGAACGAGUAUGUCAAGUUGAAGGGGGCAUGGUGGGAGAGGCUUGUAGACCUUGGUGGUGAAGGCGAGCAGGGAGAGUGGUGGCGUGAACAACGUGGCCGUAUUGAGAAAGACGUUCAUCGAACAGACAGAAAUGUUCCUAUCUUUUCUGGAGAAGACAUUCCGCAUCCAGACCCCGAAUCUCCCUUUUCCGAGGUUGGCACCAAUGUCCACCUGGAGCAGAUGAAGGACAUGCUUCUUACGUACAACGAGUACAACAAGGAUCUCGGCUACGUGCAGGGCAUGUCCGAUCUCCUGGCCCCCAUCUACGCCGUUAUGCAGGACGAUGCAAUCGCCUUCUGGGGCUUCCAGCACUUCAUGGACCGUAUGGAGCGCAACUUCUUGCGCGACCAGUCAGGAAUGCGGUCACAACUGCUCACCCUUGAUCACCUCGUCCAGUUCAUGGACCCGAAGCUUUACGCGCACCUGCAGUCCGCGGACAGCACCAACUUUUUCUUCUUCUUCCGCAUGCUACUCGUCUGGUACAAGCGAGAGUUCGAGUGGAUGGACGUCUUGCGCCUUUGGGAGAUUCUCUGGACGGACUAUUUGAGCAGCAGCUUCCACUUGUUUGUCGCAUUAGCAAUCCUAGAGAAGCACCGGGACGUCAUCAUGACCCACCUGCAGCAUUUCGAUGAGGUUCUCAAAUAUGUCAACGAACUUUCCAACACAAUGGACCUUGACUCAACUUUGAUUCGCGCCGAAGCGCUAUUCCGCCGUUUCCAGCGGCUGGUGGAAGCAGUUGAUAAGAAGGGUAACUUUCCUGGGCCACGACUCCGAGAUCCCGGCUCUCCCUCCAAAUCGUCAUCAUCCGACCAGGCCGACAAGGACCCGAAGCAAGGCCAGAGCAGUGCCGGACCAGCGUCCCCACGCAAAGAUACGGGCAAGGCGCCUGAGGGGCCGCAGGUGAAGAAGAUCAUCACACCAGAAUUGAGAGAGCUGGUCAGCCGCAAGGUUGUAGUACUUCCACGCAAGGAGGUAGCGAAGAAGGGGGACGGCCCAGGGAGAUCAUGA